CACAAAUCGUGGUGGACAAUUAAAAUGGACUCAUCAUCAUCGUCGUUAAUCCCCGGCUUAACGGACGACGCGGCGGAGCUCUGCCUCUCACGAGCCCCACGCUGUAACUUCCGUACCAUUUCUCAGGUCUGCAAACGAUGGAAAACAUUCCUCAGGAGCGAGCAUUUCGCAUCCGUACGAGAGUUGACCGGAACGGUGGAGGAGUUCAUGUGCGUUCUGAUGGAAAGCGAGUGCGGAAGAGACGUCUACUGGGAAGUCUUCGACGCCUCCGGUAACAAACUUGGACAGAUCCCUCCCGUCCCUGGUCCUUUGAAACGCGGUUUUGGAGUCGCGGUGCUCGGCGGUGGGAAGAUCGUGUUCAUCGGUGGUUAUACGGAGGUUGAAGGAUCUUCUUCGAUUAAUAGCACUAUUGUCUCUGCUUCUGCUGAUGUGUAUGAGUUUGAUCCUGCGUCUAACAGGUGGAGAAAACUGGCGGAUAUGAACAUACCACGUUACAACUUUGCAUUUGCUGUAGUGAACGGACUUUUGUAUGUGAUCAGAGGCUAUUCCACAGACGCUUAUAGUCUUUCUAACUCGGAAGUUUACAACCCGGAAACUAACCAAUGGAGUCUAAUGGAUUGUCCAAACCGCCCGGUUUGGCGUGGCAUCGCUUUCUCCUUCAAGUCCAAACUCUAUGCUGUAGGGAAUGGAUCUAGGUUCAUUGACAUAUAUGACCCCAAAACGGAGACAUGGGAAGAGUUAGACUCGGAGCAAUCAAUCUCUGUGUAUUCAUACACUGUUGUGAGGAACAAAGUGUAUUUUAUGGACAGGAACAUGCCGGGGCGUCUGGGAGUGUUUGAUCCAGAGGAGAAUUGUUGGAGCUCUGUGGGUGUGCCUCCGAGAGCGGGUGGUUUCUGGUUCAGACUAGGGGAAUGGAACAGUAAGGUUCUGUUGUUUUCACGGGUUUGUGGACAUGAGACUUUGAUGUAUGACCUUGAUAAAGAGGAUGGGUCCAAGUGGAGAGUCUGUGAUCAGAUUAAACCAUCUGCUUCUCACUUGACCAGCGUUCUCAUCAGCUUCUGACUUCAUUCUUUUGUAAAGUGUGUGUAACGUUUUGGAUCUGUGAGUUUUGUGUGUUUGCCCCAAAAUUCAACCAAUUCUUCAACUGUGUGUGUGUGUGUAAUGUUUUGGGGGCUGUGAGCAUUUGUUUGGCCCUCAACUUUGUUAAUGAUUCCUAUAUUUGUUUGUGGUUUGUAUAAACUUGUUUUAAUAUAUUUUCACGAUUGGUUUGUAUACUACUAAACUGGUUCUAUAUCUUUUAAUGCUUUUUUUUUUUCUUUUUGGUGAUAUUAUAGCAGCUAAUGUAUAAG
Eruca vesicaria subsp. sativa (arugula) is the source of this 1349-nucleotide messenger RNA. Lineage: Eukaryota; Viridiplantae; Streptophyta; Magnoliopsida; Brassicales; Brassicaceae. The record is from the annotation of a GenBank genome assembly.